This is a messenger RNA of Rubroshorea leprosula, 1205 nucleotides long. Lineage: Eukaryota; Viridiplantae; Streptophyta; Magnoliopsida; Malvales; Dipterocarpaceae. The record is from the annotation of a GenBank genome assembly.
GUUCUGCUCUUCUUUCUUCCCGCUGCAGCCACCUGAAAGAGAAAAAAAGGGGAACCCAGCCAUGCCUUGGAAAAUCGGUGAGAAAGCUUGGUUUUUGGCCUUCUUUUCUUGCUCUAAAACACAAAUUGAACCUAGAAAUUCUCCCCCUUGCUGGAAAAUCCAGAUCUGCUUUGGUUCUGUUUGUUGGCUGCUCUUGUUGUGGGGGCGAAAUUCUUCAAAUUCCGUUUCUGUGAGCUUCCCCCUGUACUACCGUCGGCUUCUCUCCCAAACUGCAGCUCGGUUUUGCUUGCUAAAUUAUGGUUCCCGAUCGUUCUGUCAGUUAGCACUGAGAUCGAGUUUUUGGUUUUAUGUGAGUGAGGUAAGUAAAUUUAUGGUAAUGCCCGUAUAGUUUUUAAAAGCAUGUUUUGAUUUGUUUUUGAAGUGGUGGCGGGACUAAACCCGUUUUACACGAGUAUGGCUGAUUUGAAGUGAAAUUUUUAUGUUUUUCAUUAAAUUGAGCAUGCCUACUUGAAAUUUAAUUGAAUGUCCUGAUGAUUUGAAAGUGAUUGGUGAAUUAUGAUUUUUCUGUUAACUUUUACCUGUUUUGUUUCCGAUGUGGUUAUGUUAUUGAUAACCCUGCUAGUGGGGGUUAAACGCUAGCACAUGUCGACAUGUUACUGAUAGAACCGGUUUGUUUCUGUUGCCCUGCUAGUGGGGAUUAUACACCAGCAAAUACUGUAGCCUGCCAGUGGGAGGUUUAUAACACUGGCCAUGACCUAUAGAGGAGACAUCUAUUUCGUUCCCGCAUUGUAACCGUUUUUCGUGAUUAUACUUGUUGGCAUGCUAUAUGUUUAAUUAAGGGCAAUCCAUAUUUUACUUACUAAGUUUAUCUCAUAGUUUUUCCUUGUCCACCAUUUCAGGAAGUGAAACCGAGGACGGGGAAACUACGGGAAGUGACGAGUUAAAAGGCUAGCCAUUUCAAGAUUGAUAUAGAUUUUAGAUAUAGAUCAUGAUCUUGUAAACUGGAUUUUAAUUGGAGAUUUAUGAUAUUAGAGCAAAUUAUAGAAUUUUAUCUUCAGAUUUUGAUGGUAUCAGAUUAUGAUAUGACAAGUUCCGAGCCUUGUGCAUUUGUGGGACCCUCUCACGAGUGCACGGCGUCUGUCACGUCCUCGGAUUUGGGUUUUGGGGCAUGACACUUUUCUUAGAAAUAAAAUCAUGUUUUAGAA